Carica papaya (papaya) is the source of this 649-nucleotide messenger RNA. Its product is annotated as wiskott-aldrich syndrome family protein, putative (DUF1118). NCBI's taxonomy places the organism in Eukaryota, Viridiplantae, Streptophyta, Magnoliopsida, Brassicales, Caricaceae. The record is from RefSeq and is a predicted model, not a curated record.
UUGCCCAUCAUUCAUUUCAGCGGGUUGUUUGUUGUCGCCGUUGCCCCACUUUCUGUAGCAAAUAUUCUUCUCCGAUUCUACUAGGAAAGGAGAGUGAUAAUAAUGGAGCCAACAUCGAUUUGUUGCAGCAGAGGAGUCACGUUCAUUCAAUCCAUGGCUACUCAGAGACCUCUGCCUUCUGCUGCUAGAACUCUCUCCUCCAAGAAGAACUCAACAGUAUUCCCUCUGGGUGAGCCAGGACCAAGGAGUAGUCCAUUGGGAAGCGGUCCUCCAGUUAAGCUACUAACGAGAGUUGAGCAACUGAAGCUACUCACCAAAGCUGAGAAAGCAGGGCUCUUAUCUGCAGCAGAGAAAUUUGGUCUGUCUCUUUCAACCAUAGAGAAACUUGAUCUGCUUUCCAAGGCUGAACAACUUGGUGUCCUAUCAGCAGCUACUGACCGUACAACUCCUGGGAAACUCUUCACCCUCAGCCUAGGCUUACUGCUUCUAGGUCCUUCUUGUGUCUAUCUUCUGCCUGAGGAUUACCCUUGGGAGGUCGUAUUACAGCUUCUUGUGGCUCUUGCUUCUCUACUUGGUGGAUCUGCAGCUUUUGCUGCAGCACAAUUUGUCUCCAAAUUGCAGAAAUCAAAUUGAUUUUUUGUUAUCCAAA